AUGAAUCGCGCUAGCAAUGAUACCCAGAAGGUCAAGCUCACGGGCGAGCAGGUCGCCGAGCACAGCAAUGUCGAGUCUUGCUGGGUCAUUGUCCAUGGCCGCGCAUACGACGUGACUGAGUUCCUACCUGAGCACCCGGGCGGUUCCAAAAUCAUCCUCAAAUAUGCCGGCAAAGAUGCGACGGAAGCAUACGAGCCUAUUCACCCACCCGACACGCUCGACAAGUAUCUGGACAAGUCGAAGCACCUGGGCGAGGUGGACAUGAACACGGUGCAGGAAGAGGAGAAGGAAGUUGACCCUGAUGAGAAAGAGCGACAGAAGCGCAUCGAGCGCAUGCCUAUCCUCGAGCAAUGCUACAACCUCAUGGACUUUGAAGCCGUGGCGCGCAAGGUCAUGAAGAAGACGGCAUGGGCAUACUACUCGAGCGGUGCCGACGACGAGAUCACAUUACGAGAAAACCACAGCGCAUUCCACAAGAUCUGGUUCCGACCACGCGUUCUCGUCGACGUGGAGAAAGUCGACAUGUCCACCACGAUGCUCGGUACAAAGUGCGAUAUACCAUUCUAUGUCACGGCGACAGCAUUAGGAAAGCUCGGCAACCCAGAGGGAGAAGUCAUCCUCACACGCGGCGCACACAAGCACAACGUGAUCCAGAUGAUCCCAACACUGGCGUCCUGCUCCUUCGACGAGAUUGUCGACGAGGCAAAAGACGGCCAAGUACAAUGGCUGCAGCUAUACGUGAACAAGGACCGAGAAGUCACAAAGCGAAUUGUGCAGCAUGCCGAGAAGCGCGGCUGCAAGGGCCUCUUCAUCACGGUCGAUGCGCCGCAGCUCGGUCGUCGCGAAAAGGACAUGCGCAGCAAAUUCCACGAUGUAGGCAGCAACGUACAGAGCACUGGCGGAGACAACGUGGACCGCAGCCAAGGCGCCACGCGAGCCAUCUCGUCCUUUAUUGAUCCGAGCCUUAGCUGGAAGGACAUCCCUUGGUUUAAGAGCAUCACAAAGAUGCCCAUCAUCCUCAAGGGCCUGCAAUGUAUCGAGGACGUCAUCCGCGCCGUCGAAGUUGGCGUGGACGGCGUAGUACUCUCGAACCAUGGCGGUCGUCAGCUCGACUUUGCCUGCUCUGCUGUAGAAGUCCUGGCUGAAGUCAUGCCCGUCCUUCUCGCACGCGGCUGGCAAGAUCGCAUCGAGGUCUACAUUGACGGCGGUGUACGACGAGCAACAGACAUUAUCAAGGCUGUAGCACUGGGUGCCAAGGGCGUGGGCAUUGGUCGACCUUUCCUAUACGCAAUGUCUGCGUACGGCUUACCUGGUGUUGACCGCGCUAUGCAGCUGCUCAAGGACGAAAUGGAGAUGAAUAUGCGCUUGAUUGGUGCUUCGAGCAUUGCGGACUUGAAUCCUUCGAUGCUUGAUACGAGGGGGUUGAGCAUGCAUACUGCACCUGUUCCACAUGAGACUCUUGGAUUGAAUGUAUACGAUCCACUUUUGGGACCUCAAGAGAAGGUUUUCAGGGAGAAGUCGAAGUUGUAA
Messenger RNA from Pyrenophora tritici-repentis Pt-1C-BFP, 1530 nucleotides. Its product is annotated as LldD, L-lactate dehydrogenase (FMN-dependent) and related alpha-hydroxy acid dehydrogenase. Gene Ontology annotation, biological process: lactate metabolic process. Gene Ontology annotation, molecular function: L-lactate dehydrogenase (cytochrome) activity; heme binding. The record is from RefSeq and is a predicted model, not a curated record. Lineage: Eukaryota; Fungi; Ascomycota; Dothideomycetes; Pleosporales; Pleosporaceae.